Messenger RNA from Felis catus (domestic cat), 19601 nucleotides. It is a transcript of the gene MUC5B, whose product is annotated as mucin 5B, oligomeric mucus/gel-forming. NCBI's taxonomy places the organism in Eukaryota, Metazoa, Chordata, Mammalia, Carnivora, Felidae. Gene Ontology annotation, molecular function: protein binding. The transcript is spliced from 49 exons. Gene Ontology annotation, cellular component: extracellular matrix. The coding region runs from base 61 to 18585 and encodes 6174 amino acids. The record is from RefSeq and is a predicted model, not a curated record.
AGCGAGCACCGGGGCCCUCUGCCUCUCUGCCACCGGCCCGCCGCUGUGCCAGCCCCCAGGAUGGGUGCCCCGAGCGGGUGCCUGGCGCUGGCCUGGGCCCUUGUGGCCCUGCUCUCGGUGCAGAGGACAGAGACCCAGGGCAGCACGGAGCCUGCUGUGAACAGUUGGAGGGUGGACGUCGCUCGGAGCAUGACCAUCAUCCCGCCCAUCACCGUCUUCCCCACCAUGAGCUCCCUGAACGCCGCGCACAACGGGCGGGUGUGCAGCACCUGGGGCGACUUCCACUAUAAGACCUUCGACGGGGACGUCUUCCGCUUCCCGGGCCUGUGCAACUACGUCCUCUCCAUGCACUGCGGGGCCGCCUACGAGGACUUCAACGUCCAGGUCCGCCGCGGCCUGGCCGGCUCCAGGCCUACCAUCACCCACAUCAUCCUCAAGACCCAGGGGCUGGUGCUGGAGGCCUCCAACGGCUCGAUCCUCAUCAACGGGCAGCGGGAGGAGCUGCCCUACAGCCGCGCCGGCGUCCUGGUAGAGGAGAGCAGUGUCUACAUCAAGGUUGACGUCCGGCUGGUGCUAACCUUCCUGUGGAACAGAGAGGAAGCCGCCCUGCUGGAGCUGGACCCCAAGUACGCCAACCAGACGUGUGGUCUGUGUGGGGACUUCAACGGACUCCGGGCCGUCAACGAGUUCUAUGCCCAUAACGCCAGGCUGACCCCUCUCCAGUUUGGAAAUCUCCAGAAGCUGGAUGGGCCCACAGAGCAAUGCCAGGACCCCCUACCUUCCCCCGCCAACAACUGCACGGAUAGGGAGGGCAUCUGCCACCGCACCCUGUUGGGCCCGGCCUUCUCGGAGUGCAACACGCUGGUGGACCCUGCCGUGUACGUGGCCGCCUGCACCCAGGAUCUGUGCCGCUGCCCGGACUGCCCGUGUGCCACCUUCGCCGAGUACUCCCGCCAGUGUGCCCAUGCAGGGGGACAGCCCCAGAACUGGAGGGGCCCUGACCUCUGCCCCUGGACCUGCCCCCUCAACACACAGCAGCGGGAAUGCGGCUCGCCCUGCGCGGACACCUGCUCCAACCCGGAGCGCUCCCAGCUCUGCGAGGACCACUGUGUGGAUGGCUGCUUCUGCCCCCCAGGCACGGUGCUGGAUGACGUCACCCACACGGGCUGCCUGCCCCUAGAACAGUGUCCAUGCACCCACGGCGGCCACACCUACGCCCCGGGGGCCUCCUUCACCACCAGCUGCAGCUCCUGCACCUGCUCUGGGGGGCUGUGGCAAUGCCAGAACCUUCCGUGCCCUGGCACCUGCUCCGUCCAGGGAGGGUCCCACAUCUCCACCUACGAUGAGAGACUCUACGAUGUGCAUGGGGACUGCAGCUACGUCCUGUCCAAGAAAUGUGCAGGCAACGGCUUCACUGUGCUGGCCGAGCUGCGGAAAUGUGGCCUGACGGACAACGAGAACUGCCUCAAAAUGGUGACGCUCAGCGUGAACGGCGGGGACACGAUCAUCCAGAUCCAGGCCAGCGGCGGGGUAUUCAUGAACUCCGUGCACACGCGGCUGCCCGUGUCAGCAGCCAACAUCACCAUCUUCAGGCCUACGUCCUUCUUUGUCCUGGUGCACACGGGCCUCGGGCUGCAGCUGCAGGUUCAGCUGGUGCCCCUCAUGCAGGUGUUCCUCAGGCUGGACCCCUCCUAUCACGGACAGAUGUGCGGCCUGUGCGGGAACUUCAACCAGAACCAGGCCGAUGACUUCCGGACCCUCAGCGGCGUGGUGGAGGGCACGGCCGCCGCCUUCGCCAAUACCUGGAAGACCCAGGCCGCCUGCCCCAAUGUCAAGAACAGCUUCGAGGACCCCUGCUCCCUCAGCGUGGAGAACGAGAACUACGCCCAGCACUGGUGCUCCCUGCUGACCGACCCUGCCGGAGCCUUCUCGCCCUGUCACUCUGUCCUCAACCCUGCACCCUUCCACUCGCACUGCAUGUUCGACACGUGCAACUGUCAGAAGAGCGAGGACUGUCUGUGUGCGGCCCUGUCCUCCUACGUGCACUCCUGUGCCGCCAAGGGGGUGCUGCUCAGAGGCUGGAGGGACGGCGUGUGCACCAAGUAUGUGAGCAGCUGCCCCAAGUCCCAGAACUACAGCUAUGUGGUGGCCGGCUGCCAGCCCACCUGCCGCGCUCUGAGCCAGGUCGACGUCACCUGCGGCGUCACCUUCGUGCCUGUGGACGGCUGCAUCUGCCCCUCGGGCACCUUCCUGGAUGACUCGGGUGCCUGCGUGUCCGCUGAGGCCUGUCCCUGCUACUUCCGUGGCUCUGCAGUGGCCCCGGGGGAGGUGGUGCAUGACGACAGCGUGGUGUGCUCGUGCGUGGGUGGGAAGCUGAGUUGCCUGGGAGCAGCGGAGCACAGGAGCUCAGGGUGCGCGGCCCCCAUGGUGUACCUGGACUGCCGCAACGUCUCCGCUGGCGCGCCCGGGGCCGAGUGUCUCAGGAGCUGCCACACGCUCGACGUGGACUGUUUCAGCACUCACUGCGUGUCCGGCUGCGUCUGCCCCCCGGGGCUGGUGUCGGACGGGAGCGGAGGCUGCGUGGCGGAGGAGGACUGUCCUUGUCUGCACAACGAGGCCGCCUACAAGCCCGGGGAGACCAUCAGGGUCGACUGUAACACCUGCACGUGCAGGAGCCGCAGGUGGGAAUGCAGCAGCAAGGCCUGCCUGGGCACCUGCGUGGCCUACGGGGACGGCCACUUCAUCACCUUCGAUGGCGAGCGCUACAGCUUUGAAGGAAGUUGCGAGUACACGCUGGCGCAGGACUACUGUGGGGGCAAUGGCACCGGCACCACAAACGGGACUUUCCGCGUCGUCACCGAAAACGUCCCCUGUGGGACCACGGGUGUCACCUGCUCUAAGGCCAUCAAGCUCUUCCUGGAGAACUAUGAGCUGAUCCUGCGUGAGGGCACCCACAAGGUGGUGCAGAGGGGGCCGGGCGGAGACCUGCCGUACAAGGUCCGGUACACGGGCGUCUACCUGACUGUCGAGACCCGCAGCGGCAUGGUGGUGUCCUGGGACCGAAAGACCAGCGUGUUCAUCCGACUACAGCAGGGCUACAAGGGCCGGGUCUGCGGGCUGUGCGGGAACUUUGACGACAACGCCGUCAAUGACUUCACCACGCGGAGCCAGUCCGUGGUGGGCAACGCCCUGGAGUUUGGCAACAGCUGGAAAUUCUCCCCGUCCUGCGCCGACGCCCCGGCCCCCAGGGACGCCUGCGCCGCCAACCCGCACCGCAGGUCCUGGGCCCAGAAGCAGUGCAGUGUCCUCAACAGCGCCACCUUUGCCGCCUGCCAUUCUCAGGUCGACUCCACCAAGUAUUACGAGGCCUGCGUGGGCGACACGUGUGCCUGUGACUCCGGGGGCGACUGUGAGUGUCUUUGCACGGCCGUGGCCGCCUAUGCCCAGGCCUGCCGCGACGUGGGCGUGUGCGUGUCCUGGCGGACCCCGGACAUCUGCCCCUUGUUCUGCGACUACUACAACCGCGAGGGCCAGUGCGAGUGGCACUACCAGCCGUGCGGCGCGCCCUGCAUGAGGACCUGCCGGAACCCGAGCGGCCGCUGCCUGACCGACCUGCCGGGCCUGGAAGGCUGCUACCCAAAGUGCCCGCCCAGCGAGCCGUUCUUCAACGAGGACCAGAUGAAGUGCGUGGCCCAGUGCGGCUGCUACGAUGAGGACGGGAACUACCACGACGUGGGCGCGAGGGUCCCCACGGCAGAGAACUGCCAGAGCUGUGAAUGCACGGCCGGCGGCCUCCGGUGCACGCACAGCCUCGAAGCCUGCACCUGCACCUACGAGGGCAGGACCUACCAUUUCGAGGACGUCAUCUACAACACGACCGACGGGCUCGGUGCCUGUUUGAUCGCCAUCUGUGGAAACAAUGGGACCAUCAUUCGGAGGGCUGUGGAAUGUCCCGGAACCCCGUCCACGACACCCUUCGCCUUCACCACCACCGUGACACCCCUCUCCACAACAGGCUCAGUCCCCACCUCCUCCACCGUGUGUGUGCGAGAAGUGUGCUAUUGGUCCGGCUGGCAUGACAGCAACCAUCCAGAGCCUGGCCUGGCAGGUGGAGACUUUGAGACGUUUGUGAACCUGAGGCAGAGGGGCCAUGAGGUCUGCCCAGCCCCAGUGGCCAUUGAGUGCCGGGCACAGAAAUUCCCCCACAUCCCGCUGCAGCUCCUGGGCCAGAAAGUGGAGUGUGACGUGGCCCGGGGGCUGACUUGCCUCAACGGUGAGCAGAGCCACCAGCUAUGCUAUAACUAUGAGCUGCAAGUCCUCUGCUGUGACCACGUGCCCUGUGGCACCUCCCCUGGUGCCACCACCCAGCAGCCACCGGUCAGCUCCCUGUCUGGCCCCACCUUCCAGUCCACGGAGGCCCCCACCGUCCAGUCCACGGCGGCCCCCACCGUCCAGUCCACGGGGGCUCCCACCGUCCAGUCCACGGCGGCCCCCACCGUCCAGUCCACGGGGGCCCCCACCGUCCAGUCCACGGGGGCCACAACCACGACAGGGACCCGGACACCAAGCAGCUCCUCAGCCUCGGCCACCACCACCUGUCAGCCCCGGUGUCGGUGGACAGAGUGGUUCGAUGAGGACUACCCCAAGUCCGAGGAGGCCGGGGGGGACGUUGAGUCGUAUGACAAGAUCAGGAGGGCGGGAGGGGCCGUGUGCGAGCAGCCGGAGGACAUCGAGUGCCAGGCCGAGAUCUUCCCCGGCAGGAGCCCCGCGGAGCUGGGCCAGCACGUGCACUGCGACCCCGGCUUCGGCCUGGUGUGCAGGAACGAGGAGCAGGCGGGUCUGUUCAAGAUGUGCUACAACUACAGGAUCCGUGUGCUCUGCUGCAGCCGCGACCACUGCACAGGGCCCACCACCACCGCCGCCGGGCCGUGGACUCGGACGAGCCCGCAGGGGACCCCGUGGCGCCCCUCGACGGGAGCCACCCUGGCGUCACGGACCACACCAACCCACGUGGCUCCCACUGUCACAAGAGCAGCGGGCGCAACCGGCACCGGAACCAUCAGCCCACCGUCCACAGAGACGACCACGCCAACGACAAAGACGUCGCCGGGAACCCCGGGAACCGGGCCCACGGCCGGCCAGGGCACGACAGGCUGUCAGCCCCAGUGCGAGUGGACAGACUGGUUUGACGUGGACUUCCCGACCUCAGGGGUGGAGGGCGGGGACAUGGAGACCUUCGACAACAUCAGGGCCGCCGGGGGCAAGCUGUGCCGGGAGCCCAAGGACGUACAGUGCCGGGCAGAGAGCUACCCCGAGGUCAGCAUCGACCAGAUCGGGCAGGUGAUCAGCUGCAGCCUGCAGACAGGGCUGGUCUGUAGGAACGCGGACCAGAAGGGCCAGUUCAACAUGUGCUUCAACUAUAACGUCCGGGCGCUCUGCUGCCAGCCCUCCCCCUACUGCCCCACCUCCGCGGCCACCAGCACCAGCAGCACUGCUGCUGGGACUGUGACGUCACCGGGACCAGGGGCCUCCACCAGAGCAGUAACCUGGUCCCAGGCCUCUUCCCCCAGGAACACCCCAAUGGUCACUGUCCCCACCUCCCAGACAGGUCCCUCCUCCCCCGGGACCACCCAGACCCUUCCUCCUUUGUCUAGGACCACCCAGAUCCUUCCUUCUUCCCCCAGGACCACCCAGACCCCUCCUUCUUCUGGAACCACCUGGAGGGUCACUGUCCCCACCUCCCAGACAGUUCCUUCCUCCCCCUGGACCACCCAGACCCUUCAUCCUUCCUCUGGGACCACCUGGAGGACCACUGUCCCCACCUCCCAGCCAGGUCCCUCCUCCCCCCAGACCACCCAGAGACUCUCUGUGGCCACCGGCCAGACGCUUCCUCCCUCUGCCAGGAUCACAGACAGGGUCUCCAGCCCCAGCCCCUCCUCCUCUCCGGGCAUCCCCACGACGACCACCAAGCCCACCUCAGCCCACGCACCCACCACGGUCCCUGUGGUGACCUCCAGUGGGUGGACCACCCCCUGGUCCCAGCCCAGCAGGCCCACCUCCAGGACCACACCGGUCUCCACAGCCUCGCGGCCCGGCUCCACCACACACACGCUGGCCCCCUCAUCCUCCCCGGGCUGCAGGCCACGGUGCGCGUGGACAGACUGGUUCGACGAGGACUACCCCAUACCGGGCCCCGACGGCGGGGACUUCGAGACCUUCGCGGUCUGGCGCUUGGCCGGGCACGUCUUCUGUGACCGGCCCCGGGACAUCGAGUGCCGAUCAGAGAAGGUGCCCGAUGCGCCCCUGGAGGAGGUGGGGCAGGUGGUCCAGUGCAACGUGAGCUUUGGGCUGGUGUGCCGCAACCGCGAGCAGCCGGGGCCCCUGCCCUACUGUCACAACUUCCACGUGCGACUGCUCUGCUGUGAGGACUACAGCCACUGUGCCAACUCUGCGGUCCCUGAGCCCACCACCAGCAGCAGCAGCACAGGACAAAGGUCAUCGCAGGUUCCUGAGCCACAGACGACGGCCACGUACCCCUCCUCCUCUGCCACUACCCAGAGGGUCACUGUCCCCACCACCCAGACCCUUCCUCCUUCCUCUGGGACCACCCAGACCCCUCCUCCUUCCUCUGGGACCACCCAGACGCUUCCUUCUUCCCCUGGGACCACCAAAACCCUUUCUCCUUCCUCUGGGACCACCCAGACCCCUCCUCCUUCCUCUGGGACCACCCAGACCCAUUUUACUUCCCCUGGGACCACCCAGAGCCUUUCUGUUUCCUCUGGGACCACCCAGAUCCUUCCUUCCUCCCAAAGGACCACCCAGAAGGUCUCUGUCCCCACCUCCCAGCCAGGUCCCUCCUCCCCUCGGACCACCCAGACCCUUUCUCCUUCUUCUGGGACCACCUGGAGGACCACUGUCCCCACCUCUCAGACAGGUCCUUCCUCCCCCUGGACCACCCAGACCCUUCCCCCUUCUUCUGGGACCACCUGGAGGACCACUGUCCCCACCUCCCAGCCAGGUCCCUCCUCCCCCCAGACCACCCAGAGACUCUCUGUGGCCACCGGCCAGACGCUUCCUCCCUCUGCCAGGAUCACAGACAGGGUCUCCAGCCCCAGCCCCUCCUCCUCUCCGGGCAUCCCCACGACGACCACCAAGCCCACCUCAGCCCACGCACCCACCACGGUCCCUGUGGUGACCUCAGGUGGGCGGACCACCCCCUGGUCCCAGCCCAGCAGGCCCACCUCCAGGAUCACACCGGUCUCCACAGCCUCGCGGCCCGGCUCCACCACACACACGCUGGCCCCCUCAUCCUCCCCGGGCUGCAGGCCACGGUGCGCGUGGACAGACUGGUUCGACGAGGACUACCCCAUACCGGGCCCCGACGGCGGGGACUUCGAGACCUUCGCGGUCUGGCGCUUGGCCGGGCACGUCUUCUGUGACCGGCCCCGGGACAUCGAGUGCCGAUCAGAGAAGGUGCCCGAUGCGCCCCUGGAGGAGGUGGGGCAGGUGGUCCAGUGCAACGUGAGCUUUGGGCUGGUGUGCCGCAACCGCGAGCAGCCGGGGCCCCUGGCCUACUGCCACAACUUCCACGUGCGACUGCUCUGCUGUGAGGACUACAGCCACUGCGCCACCACCCCCGCCACCACCGCGGCCCCCUCCCCGUCCCCGGUGACCUCCCGUACCUCGGCGAUGCCCACCACCACGCCCACCAGUGUCUCCCGCUCCCUGCCCAGCACCCGGGUCAGUGCGUCCCCGACGUGGCGCACCGAGACCUCGUCCGGCCUCCCCGGCACCGUGCCCAGCACCGCCGGGGCCACCUCCAGCACCAGGACCUCCCUACCGCCCCCCACGACCGAGGCCACCAGCUCCCCGCCAAGCACCGCCCUGGGCUCCUCCACAGUCGCCUCCACGGCCACGUCACCAGCAGUCGGGUCCACGGCCUGCGAGCCUCGCUGCGCCUGGACGGAUUGGCUAGACGAGAGCUAUCCGGUGCCAGGGGCCUCUGGUGGGGACUUUGAGACGUAUGCCAACAUCCGGGCGGCCGGCAAAGCCAUCUGCAAGCGGCCCCUGGACCUGGAGUGUCGGGCCGAGCUGCUGCCCGACGUGCCCCUGCAGGAGCUGGGCCAGGUGGUGCAGUGCAGGCUGGGCGAGGGUCUGGUGUGCCACAAUCGUGACCAGGUUGGCCGGUUCAAGAUGUGCCUCAACUACCACAUCCGCGUGCUCUGCUGUGACGACUACAGCCACUGUCCCGGCACCCUGGCCACCACUACGAUGACCCCCCGGGCCACCAGCCCGGGUCCGACCCCCACACUGGCUGCCAGUACCACCGUCUGGUCCCCAACGACCCCCAGUCCUACAGCGCCCAGCACGGGCCACACCGCGGCCACCUCCCCGUGCCAGCCCGCCUGCCGCUGGACGGGCUGGCUGGACAGUGACCAGCCCCUGCCCGGCCGCUUCGGGGGCGACAUUGAGACCUACUACCACAUCCAGGACACGGGCGGCCAGCUCUGCGCGGAUCCCGAGGCCAUCGAGUGCCAGGCCGUCCUCUUCCCGGACGUGCCCUUGGAGCAGCUGGGCCAGGUGCUACGAUGUGACGUCAACUACGGACUCAUCUGCAGGAACAACCGGCAGAGACGAGGCCAGACGUGCCUCAACUACCACAUCCGCGUGCUCUGCUGUGACGACUACAGCCACUGUGCCAGCUCUGCGGUCCCUGAGCCCACCAGCAGCAGCAGCAGCACAGGACAAAGGUCAUCGCAGGUUCCUGGGCCGCGGACGACGGCCACGCACCCCUCCUCCCCUGCCACCACCCGGAGGGUCACUGUCCCCACCACCCAGACCGUUCCUCCUUCCUCUGUGACCUCCCAGACCCUUCCUUCUUCCCCUGGGACCACCCAGACCCUUUUUACUUCCCCUGGGACCAUCCAGACCCCUCCUCCUUCCUCUGGGACCACCCAGACCCUUCCUUCUUCCCCUGAGACCACCCAGACCCUUCCUUCUUCUCCUGGGACCACCCAGACCCUUUUUACUUCCCUUGGGACCACCCAGAGCCUUUCUGUUUCCUCUGGGACCACCCAGAUCACUCCUUCCUCCCAAAGGACCACCCAGAGGGUCUCUGUCCCCACCUCCCAGCCAGGUCCCUCCUCCCCUCGGACCACCCAGACCCUUUCUCCUUCUUCUGGGACCACCUGGAGGACCACUGUCCCCACCUCUCAGACAGGUCCUUCCUCCCCCUGGACCACCCAGACCCUUCCCCCUUCUUCUGGGACCACCUGGAGGACCACUGUCCCCACCUCCCAGCCAGGUCCCUCCUCCCCCCAGACCACCCAGAGACUCUCUGUGGCCACCGGCCAGACGCUUCCUCCCUCUGCCAGGAUCACAGACAGGGUCUCCAGCCCCAGCCCCUCCUCCUCUCCGGGCAUCCCCACGACGACCACCAAGCCCACCUCAGCCCACGCACCCACCACGGUCCCUGUGGUGACCUCAGGUGGGCGGACCACCCCCUGGUCCCAGCCCAGCAGGCCCACCUCCAGGAUCACACCGGUCUCCACAGCCUCGCGGCCCGGCUCCACCACACACACGCUGGCCCCCUCAUCCUCCCCGGGCUGCAGGCCACGGUGCGCGUGGACAGACUGGUUCGACGAGGACUACCCCAUACCGGGCCCCGACGGCGGGGACUUCGAGACCUUCGCGGUCUGGCGCUUGGCCGGGCACGUCUUCUGUGACCGGCCCCGGGACAUCGAGUGCCGAUCAGAGAAGGUGCCCGAUGCGCCCCUGGAGGAGGUGGGGCAGGUGGUCCAGUGCAACGUGAGCUUUGGGCUGGUGUGCCGCAACCGCGAGCAGCCGGGGCCCCUGCCCUACUGUCACAACUUCCACGUGCGACUGCUCUGCUGUGAGGACUACAGCCACUGCGCCACCACCCCCGCCACCACCGCGGCCCCCUCCCCGUCCCCGGUGACCUCCCGUACCUCGGCGAUGCCCACCACCACGCCCACCAGUGUCUCCCGCUCCCUGCCCAGCACCCGGGUCAGUGCGUCCCCGACGUGGCGCACCGAGACCUCGUCCGGCCUCCCCGGCACCGUGCCCAGCACCGCCGGGGCCACCUCCAGCACCAGGACCUCCCUACCGCCCCCCACGACCGAGGCCACCAGCUCCCCGCCAAGCACCGCCCUGGGCUCCUCCACAGUCGCCUCCACGGCCACGUCACCAGCAGUCGGGUCCACGGCCUGCGAGCCUCGCUGCGCCUGGACGGAUUGGCUAGACGAGAGCUAUCCGGUGCCAGGGGCCUCUGGUGGGGACUUUGAGACGUAUGCCAACAUCCGGGCGGCCGGCAAAGCCAUCUGCAAGCGGCCCCUGGACCUGGAGUGUCGGGCCGAGCUGCUGCCCGACGUGCCCCUGCAGGAGCUGGGCCAGGUGGUGCAGUGCAGGCUGGGCGAGGGUCUGGUGUGCCACAAUCGUGACCAGGUUGGCCGGUUCAAGAUGUGCCUCAACUACCACAUCCGCGUGCUCUGCUGUGACGACUACAGCCACUGUCCCGGCACCCUGGCCACCACUACGAUGACCCCCCGGGCCACCAGCCCGGGUCCGACCCCCACACUGGCUGCCAGUACCACCGUCUGGUCCCCAACGACCCCCAGUCCUACAGCGCCCAGCACGGGCCACACCGCGGCCACCUCCCCGUGCCAGCCCGCCUGCCGCUGGACGGGCUGGCUGGACAGUGACCAGCCCCUGCCCGGCCGCUUCGGGGGCGACAUUGAGACCUACUACCACAUCCAGGACACGGGCGGCCAGCUCUGCGCGGAUCCCGAGGCCAUCGAGUGCCAGGCCGUCCUCUUCCCGGACGUGCCCUUGGAGCAGCUGGGCCAGGUGCUACGAUGUGACGUCAACUACGGACUCAUCUGCAGGAACAACCGGCAGAGACGAGGCCAGACGUGCCUCAACUACCACAUCCGCGUGCUCUGCUGUGACGACUACAGCCACUGUGCCAGCUCUGCGGUCCCUGAGCCCACCAGCAGCAGCAGCAGCACAGGACAAAGGUCAUCGCAGGUUCCUGGGCCGCGGACGACGGCCACGCACCCCUCCUCCCCUGCCACCACCCGGAGGGUCACUGUCCCCACCACCCAGACCGUUCCUCCUUCCUCUGUGACCUCCCAGACCCUUCCUUCUUCCCCUGGGACCACCCAGACCCUUUUUACUUCCCCUGGGACCAUCCAGACCCCUCCUCCUUCCUCUGGGACCACCCAGACCCUUCCUUCUUCCCCUGAGACCACCCAGACCCUUCCUUCUUCUCCUGGGACCACCCAGACCCUUUUUACUUCCCUUGGGACCACCCAGAGCCUUUCUGUUUCCUCUGGGACCACCCAGAUCACUCCUUCCUCCCAAAGGACCACCCAGAGGGUCUCUGUCCCCACCUCCCAGCCAGGUCCCUCCUCCCCUCGGACCACCCAGACCCUUUCUCCUUCUUCUGGGACCACCUGGAGGACCACUGUCCCCACCUCUCAGACAGGUCCUUCCUCCCCCUGGACCACCCAGACCCUUCCCCCUUCUUCUGGGACCACCUGGAGGACCACUGUCCCCACCUCCCAGCCAGGUCCCUCCUCCCCCCAGACCACCCAGAGACUCUCUGUGGCCACCGGCCAGACGCUUCCUCCCUCUGCCAGGAUCACAGACAGGGUCUCCAGCCCCAGCCCCUCCUCCUCUCCGGGCAUCCCCACGACGACCACCAAGCCCACCUCAGCCCACGCACCCACCACGGUCCCUGUGGUGACCUCAGGUGGGCGGACCACCCCCUGGUCCCAGCCCAGCAGGCCCACCUCCAGGAUCACACCGGUCUCCACAGCCUCGCGGCCCGGCUCCACCACACACACGCUGGCCCCCUCAUCCUCCCCGGGCUGCAGGCCACGGUGCGCGUGGACAGACUGGUUCGACGAGGACUACCCCAUACCGGGCCCCGACGGCGGGGACUUCGAGACCUUCGCGGUCUGGCGCUUGGCCGGGCACGUCUUCUGUGACCGGCCCCGGGACAUCGAGUGCCGAUCAGAGAAGGUGCCCGAUGCGCCCCUGGAGGAGGUGGGGCAGGUGGUCCAGUGCAACGUGAGCUUUGGGCUGGUGUGCCGCAACCGCGAGCAGCCGGGGCCCCUGGCCUACUGCCACAACUUCCACGUGCGACUGCUCUGCUGUGAGGACUACAGCCACUGCGCCACCACCCCCGCCACCACCGCGGCCCCCUCCCCGUCCCCGGUGACCUCCCGUACCUCGGCGAUGCCCACCACCACGCCCACCAGUGUCUCCCGCUCCCUGCCCAGCACCCGGGUCAGUGCGUCCCCGACGUGGCGCACCGAGACCUCGUCCGGCCUCCCCGGCACCGUGCCCAGCACCGCCGGGGCCACCUCCAGCACCAGGACCUCCCUACCGCCCCCCACGACCGAGGCCACCAGCUCCCCGCCAAGCACCGCCCUGGGCUCCUCCACAGUCGCCUCCACGGCCACGUCACCAGCAGUCGGGUCCACGGCCUGCGAGCCUCGCUGCGCCUGGACGGAUUGGCUAGACGAGAGCUAUCCGGUGCCAGGGGCCUCUGGUGGGGACUUUGAGACGUAUGCCAACAUCCGGGCGGCCGGCAAAGCCAUCUGCAAGCGGCCCCUGGACCUGGAGUGUCGGGCCGAGCUGCUGCCCGACGUGCCCCUGCAGGAGCUGGGCCAGGUGGUGCAGUGCAGGCUGGGCGAGGGUCUGGUGUGCCACAAUCGUGACCAGGUUGGCCGGUUCAAGAUGUGCCUCAACUACCACAUCCGCGUGCUCUGCUGUGACGACUACAGCCACUGUCCCGGCACCCUGGCCACCACUACGAUGACCCCCCGGGCCACCAGCCCGGGUCCGACCCCCACACUGGCUGCCAGUACCACCGUCUGGUCCCCAACGACCCCCAGUCCUACAGCGCCCAGCACGGGCCACACCGCGGCCACCUCCCCGUGCCAGCCCGCCUGCCGCUGGACGGGCUGGCUGGACAGUGACCAGCCCCUGCCCGGCCGCUUCGGGGGCGACAUUGAGACCUACUACCACAUCCAGGACACGGGCGGCCAGCUCUGCGCGGAUCCCGAGGCCAUCGAGUGCCAGGCCGUCCUCUUCCCGGACGUGCCCUUGGAGCAGCUGGGCCAGGUGCUACGAUGUGACGUCAACUACGGACUCAUCUGCAGGAACAACCGGCAGAGACGAGGCCAGACGUGCCUCAACUACCACAUCCGCGUGCUCUGCUGUGACGACUACAGCCACUGUGCCAGCUCUGCGGUCCCUGAGCCCACCAGCAGCAGCAGCAGCACAGGACAAAGGUCAUCGCAGGUUCCUGGGCCGCGGACGACGGCCACGCACCCCUCCUCCCCUGCCACCACCCGGAGGGUCACUGUCCCCACCACCCAGACCGUUCCUCCUUCCUCUGUGACCACCCAGACCCUUCCUUCUUCCCCUGGGACCACCCAGACCCUUUUUACUUCCCCUGGGACCAUCCAGACCCCUCCUCCUUCCUCUGGGACCACCCAGACCCUUCCUUCUUCCCCUGAGACCACCCAGACCCUUCCUUCUUCCCCUGGGACCACCCAGACCCUUCCUUCUUUCCCUGGGACCACCCAGAGCCUUUCUGUUUCCUCUGGGACCACCCAGACCCUUCCUUCUUCCCCUGAGACCACCCAGACCCUUUUUACUUCCCCUGGGACCACCCAGACCCUUCCUUCUUCCUCUGGGACCACCCAGACCCUUCCUUCUUCCCCUGGGACCACCCAGACCCUUUUUACCUCCCCUGGAACCACCCAGACCCUUUCUUCUUCCUCUGGGACCACCCAUACCCUUCCUUCUUCUCCUGGGACCACCCAGACCCUUUUUACCUCCCCUGGGACCACCCAGACCCUUCCUUCUUCCUCUGGGACGACCCAGACCCUUCCUUCUUUCCCUGGGACCACCCAGACCCCUCCUCCUUCCUCUGGGACCACCCAGACCCUUCCUUCUUCCUCUGGGACCACCCAGACCCUUCCUUCUUCCCCUGGGACCACCCAGACCCUUUUUACCUUCCCUGGAACCACCCAGACCCUUUCUUCUUCCUCUGGGACCACCCAUACCCUUCCUUCUUCUCCUGGGACCACCCAGACCCUUUUUACCUCCCCUGGGACCACCCAGACCCUUCCUUCUUCCUCUGGGACCACCCAGACCCUUCCUUCUUCCCCUGGGACCACCCAGACCCCUCCUCCUUCUUCUGGGACCACCCAGACCCUUCCUUCUUUCCCUGGGACCACAGAGUCCCUUUUUACUUCCCCUGGGACCACCCAGAGCCUUUCUGUUUCCUCUGGGACCACCCAGACCCUUCCUUCUUCCCCUGGGACCACACAGACCCUUUUUACCUCCCCUGGGACCACCCAGACCCUUCCUUCUUCCUCUGGGACCACCAAAUCCCUUCCUCCUUCCUCUGGGACCACCCAGACCCCUCCUCCUUCCUCUGGGACCACCCAGACCCUUCCUUCUUCCCCUGGGACCGCACAGACCCUUUUUACUUCCCCUGGGACCACCCAGACCCCUCCUCCUUCCUCUGGGACCGCCCAGACCCCUGCUCCUUUCUCUGGGACCACCCAGACCCUUCCUUCUUCCCCUGGGACCACCCAGACCCUUUUUACCUCCCCUGGGACCACCCAGACCCUUCCUUCUUCCCCUGGGACCACCCAGACCCUUUUUACCUCCCCUGGGACCACCCAGACCCUUCCUUCUUCCUCUGGGACCACCCAGACCCUUCCUUCUUCCCCUGGGACCACCAAAACCCUUCCUCCUUCCUCUGGGACCACCCAGACCCCUCCUCCUUCCUCUGGGACCACCCAGACCCUUCCUUCUUCCCUUGGGACCACGCAGACACUUCCUUCUUCCCGUGGGACCACCCAGACCCUUUUUACUUCCCCUGGGACCACCCAGAGCCUUUCUGUUUCCUCUGGGACCACCCAGAUCCUUCCUUCCUCCCAAAGGACCACCCAGAGGGUCUCUGUCCCCACCUCCCAGCCAGGUCCCUCCUCCCUUCGGACCACCCAGACGCUUCCUCCUUCCUCUGGGACGACCCAGAUCUUUCCUUCUUCCCCCAGGACCACCCAGGCCCCUCCUUCUUCUGGGACCACCUGGAGGACCACUGUCCCCACCUCCCAGCCAGGUCCCUCCUCCCCCCAGACCACCCAGAGACUCUCUGUGGCCACCGGCCAGACGCUUCCUCCUUCUGCCAGGAUCACAGACAGGGUCUCCAGCCCCAGCCCCUCCUCCUCUCCGGGCAUCCCCACGACGACCAGCAAGCCCACCUCAGCCCACGCACCCACCACGGUCCCUGUGGUGACCUCAGGUGGGCGGACCACCCCCUGGUCCCAGCCCAGCAGGCCCACCUCCAGGAUCACACCGGUCUCCACAGCCUCGAGGCCCGGCUCCACCACACACACGCUGGCCCCCUCAUCCUCCCCGGGCUGCAGGCCACGGUGCGCGUGGACAGACUGGUUCGACGAGGACUACCCCAUACCGGGCCCCGACGGCGGGGACUUCGAGACCUUCGCGGUCUGGCGCUUGGCCGGGCACGUCUUCUGUGACCGGCCCCGGGACAUCGAGUGCCGAUCAGAGAAGGUGCCCGAUGCGCCCCUGGAGGAGGUGGGGCAGGUGGUCCAGUGCAACGUGAGCUUUGGGCUGGUGUGCCGCAACCGCGAGCAGCCGGGGCCCCUGGCCUACUGCCACAACUUCCACGUGCGACUGCUCUGCUGUGAUGACUACAGCCACUGCGCCACCACCCCCGCCACCACCGCGGCCCCCUCCCCGUCCCCAGUGACCUCCCGUACCUCGGCGAUGCCCACCACCACGCCCACCACUGUCUCCCGCUCCCUGCCCAGCACCCGGGUCAGUGCGUCCCCAACGUGGCGCACCGAGACCUCGUCCGGCCUCCCCGGCACCGUGCCCAGCACUGCCGGGGCCACCUCCAGCACCAGGACCUCCCUACCGCCCCCCAUGACCGAGGCCACCAGCUCCCCGCUGAGCACCGCCCCGGGCCCCUCCCCGGCUGCCUCCACGUCCCUGCCUGUCAUGGUGUGGACCUCGUCCACUUCCGUGGUCACCACACCGAGGCCCCCAGCAUCCAGCAGCACACACUUCACCACCGGCUGCCUCUGCCAGGCAUACGGGCAGCUCUUCUCUCCCGGGGAUGUGGUCUACAACAAGACGGACAGUGCGGGCUGCCACUUCUCUGCCAUCUGCAACCAGCGCUGUGAGAUUGACCGCUUCCAGAGCACCUGCCCCACCUCCUCACCCCCAGCAUCCUCGGCUCCCCUGUCCCCCUCCUCCGCAGCUCCUCCCUGCGACCUCCUCGUCCCUCCCCGACAGGUGAACGAGUCCUGGACCCUGCCGGACUGCACGGUGGCCCGGUGUGAAGGCAACAACCGCAUGGUGCUUCUGGAGCGGAAGUCAGCGGCCAGCGUGAGCUGCGUGAAUGGGCAUCGGCCAGUCAGAGUGUGGCAGGGGAGCGAGCCGUGUGACUUCCGUUUUGAGUGCGAGUGCUUGUGCAGCGGCUGGGGUAACUCUCACUACAACACCUUUGACGGCACCUCCUACUCCUUCGUGGACAACUGCACCCACGUGCUCAUGCGGGAGAUCCGCCCGCGCCACGGGAACCUCAGCAUCUACAUGCACAACUACUACUGUGGGGCCACCUCAGCCACUGCCCAGUGUCCCCGCGCCCUCAGCACCCGCUAUAAGUCCACGGAGGUCAUCCUCACCACCAGCACCGGCGCCAACGGGCAGGAGGAGCCCCUGAUAUUGUUUGACCGAAAGCAAGUGAGCCCGGGCUUUGCAAAGAACGGCGUGAGUGUGUCCGUGACAGGCACCACCACGAUGGGCAUCGACAUUCCUGCCCUUGAAGUCAGCAUCAGCUUCGACGGACACGUCUUCCAGGUCCGGCUGCCCUACACCCGCUUCAGCCACAACACGGAGGGCCAGUGCGGCACCUGCACCAACAGCCAGACAGACGACUGCCGCCAGCCAGACGGCACCACCGCCCCCACCUGCCAAGACAUGGCCCAUACCUGGCUGGUCAGGGAGAGCAGCAGGGAGGACUGCGGGGCACCCACCCCCCAGCCCCCGGUACCACCCGCCACGCCCACCUCCUCCCCAUGCCCCCCAGCACCUCUCUGCGAGCUGUUGCUGAGCCCGGUCUUCGCAGAGUGCCACGGCCUCAUCCCGCCGGGCCCGUUCUUCAGCUCCUGCGUCAGUGAUGGCUGCCAAGCCGACCGCCAGGCGCCCUGCAUGAGCCUGGAGGCCUACGCAGCACUCUGCCGUGCCCAGGGCGUGUGCAGCAGCUGGCGCGACGCCACCGGCGGGCUGUGCAACUUCACCUGUCCGUCCGGCAAGGUGUACCAGCCGUGUGGCCCCGCACAGCCCGCGUCCUGCGACUCCAGGCGCCAGAGCGAAGUGGGCAAGGGGCUGGCGGAAGGCUGCUUCUGCCCGGAUGGACACACCCUCUUCAACACGCACACCAACGUCUGCGUGCGCGAGUGCGGCUGUGUGGGACCAGACGGGUUUCCCAAAUCUCCCGGGGAGCGGUGGGUCAGCAACUGCCAGGACUGCGUGUGUCACGAGGGCUCCCUGUCGGUGCGGUGCACGCCCGUGCUGUGCGAAGCCCAGGACCGGCCCCUGCAGUGCAGCCGGGCGGGCCUGGUGACUGUGACCAGGCCUGUGGCUGACAAGCCGUGCUGCCUGGAGACGCUGUGCGUCUGCAACACGACCACCUGCCCCCAGAGCCCACCCAAAUGUGUGCCGGGAGAGGAGCUGGUGGCCACCCAGGAGGAGGGCGACUGCUGCCCCACCUUCAGCUGCCGACCUAAGCUGUGCACCUACAAUGGCACCGCCUAUGGGAUCGGUGCAACCUUCCCAGCGGUCACUCCCUGCCACACAUGCACCUGCCUGUCCGUGGACACCCAGCAGCCAACGGUGCAGUGUGAGGAGGACAAUUGCAGCACCACCUGCCCCCAGGGCUUCCAGUACCAGAAGGUGGACGGACAGUGCUGUGGGGAGUGCGUGCAGACAGCGUGUCUCACCCCGGACGGCCGGCUGGUCCAGCCCAACGAGACCUGGGUCAACAGCCUCGUGGACAACUGCACGGAGUACCGCUGCGACGCCAAGAACGGGCUCCACGUGCUCACCCCGAGGCCGCUGCCCUGCCCGGACCCGUCCAGCUGCAAGGGCAUCCUCAGGAAAACUGGCUGCUGCUACUCCUGUGAGGAAGUGGACUCCUGCCAAGUCCGGGUCAACAGGACGGUCCUGAGACACCAGGGCUGCGCCACCCAGGCCCCGGUCAACGUCACCUUCUGCGAGGGCUCGUGCCCAGGAGUGUCCAAGUUCUCCAUGGAGGCCCAGGCCAUGCAGCGUCAGUGCACCUGCUGCCAGGAGACAAGGCUUCACGAGGAGGUGGUGACCAUGCAGUGUCCCGAUGGGACAGCGGUCCAGCACACCUACACCCACGUGGACGAGUGCAGCUGUGCUGCGUCCUGCGUCCCUGCUCCCGAGGCUCCCGAGGACAGCACCCCCAUCUUCUCGAUCUAGGGGUCCACCACUGGCUGUUGCCAUUCUGACCCCAUCCCACAAGCUCCCUCCCUCCCCCUCCGGAGCCAGAACGCUCACUACCCAACCCCGGACAGCCGGGCCAGCCUGCUGCAGGAGUCCGAGCACACCCUCCACCCGUGCCCUCGCGACACCUGCGCCCUGGAGGUGAUGGUGCCAUGACGGCCCGCCUGAGGGGGGCUCCAGGAGGGGGCCUUGCCCUCGGAGCCCCUUCAGCACGUCUUGGCCACCUGCCUGGCCAUCAGGGCCGACCCCUCAUUUGAGACACAAGCGCCUGCUCCGUCCGGACUCGCCCCCUUCUUGGCGUCAGAGGUGUGCCCCAUAGCAAAGUGCGCAUCAGCUACCAUGCUGCUCCCUGCACUGUGGGCCUGCGUGCCCCCCUCCUGCCCCCCGCUGCUCCUCAAAGCCCCGGGGAACAGAUUCCUGCUGGCCACCUCCUGCAGCAGAAUUCAGGCUGAGGCCCGUCCAGGCAAGGCCAGGCCGGCAGCCUCCAGGGAGCGGUGCCAGGCAGGCCCGUGUCUGGACCCAGGCGUGGGGUUACCAUGGCCGACAGGAGGGCCCGGGGCAGGGGUGGGGGGCGUCGGAGCUCCCUCUGCUCACUCCGCCCCGAUCUUGCAAAUAAACGCUGAGCAUUGUGUACAUGUCUUGGCCCUGGAGUCUUUUCCGCCAACUGAGUGCCCCCCUCCGUGUGUCUGUGGGCCAGGCAGGGCCCCUCAGGCUGUAUAGCACCCCCAGGGCUCGUGCCGGACCCGCUGGGAGGGACAGGUGGGUGAGGGGCAAGGAGGCCCCUCGGGGUCAGUCUUGGGCUGUGGGGAAUUGGCUGGGGCCAGGCGUGAGUCAUCAUUUCAAACACACGGGAUUUAUAAGGAGACUGUUUCACUGGUGUCGGAAGACCGGAAAACCCGCUGGCAGCGUGGACGCAGCCCAGGGCCGUGUCAGCGCAGGCAGCAGCUGCCUCGUGGGCUGGGUGCACACGGAAGAGGGGUGCUCCAUGCUGC